Messenger RNA from Castor canadensis (American beaver), 1389 nucleotides. The record is from RefSeq and is a predicted model, not a curated record. Lineage: Eukaryota; Metazoa; Chordata; Mammalia; Rodentia; Castoridae.
GGGGAGGGGGCGGCGGCAGCAGAGGCGACAUCGUUAUUUCCGUGGCCUGGGCGGUGCGUGGCGGCGCGGGUGGGCACAGGAGAAGUAGUGGGAAGGCAAACUGAGUCCUGGCAGGUGGUGGUCUGUUACAUGAGCAGCAGUAUCGUCAACGUGAGAUUUAAUUGCAUUAGAUAGCUUUUUGCAGUACCGUCCUUUGACUCAGAAAACUUCUGCUUAAACAGUCUAGCAUAAUGGUUAUGAAAGCUUCUGUAGAUGAUGAUGAUUCAGGAUGGGAGCUCAGUAUCCCUGAAAAAAUGGAAAAAAGCAAUACAAGCUGGGUGGACAUAACUCAAGAUUUUGAAGAAGCAUGUCGAGAGCUGAAGUUGGGAGAACUGCUUCAUGAUAAGCUAUUUGGUCUUUUUGAAGCUAUGUCUGCUAUUGAAAUGAUGGAUCCCAAGAUGGAUGCUGGCAUGAUUGGAAAUCAAGUUAAUCGAAAAGUUCUCAAUUUUGAACAAGCUAUCAAGGAUGGCACUAUUAAAAUUAAAGACCUCACUUUGCCUGAAUUGAUAGGGAUAAUGGAUACAUGUUUUUGUUGUUUGAUAACAUGGUUAGAAGGCCAUUCCUUGGCACAGACAGUAUUUACGUGCCUUUACAUUCAUAAUCCUGACUUUAUAGAAGAUCCUGCCAUGAAAGCUUUUGCUCUCGGAACCUUGAAAAUCUGUGACAUCGCAAGGGAAAAAGUAAAUAAAGCUGCUGUUUUUGAAGAGGUAAGAUUAUGUAAUAAAGGAAUUCCUGAAGCUAGUUGACUACCUUAUUAACUAUGAUGUAUUUAAAUGAUUUUAUCGUACAUAUUUUUGCCUACUUGUAUAGGCAGAGAACAGUUUGGGGUUUUUUGGUAGUACUAGGGUUUGAACUCAGGCCUUGUACUUGCUAGGCAAGUGUUCUACUGCCUGAGCCAUGCCCCCAGUCUCUAAGAACAAUUUUAAAGGCAGUGUUAUUACCAGGUGUGGUGGCACUCAUAUGUGAUCCCAAAAAUCAGGAGGCAAAGGUAGGAGGAUGGGAAGUUCAUGGUCACCAUGGGCUACAAAACAAGACUCAGCCUUAUAAAGAGGAGAAAAAAGUGAUGCUGUUGUUAACUACAAUAUAUCGACUACAGUAAUUCAGUUCUGUUCAACAAAGUACCAUCUAUGUGUGUAUAGUGGUUCGAAUGUCAUGGACAUUCACACAGAAAACAGAAGGUGGUUCCUUCCCUCAAGUGUUUUGUAAAUUACAACACAAAAAAGGCUAUUCUUUCAGGGUUUGGAUAAGAAGAAGCUAAGAAAAGCAACAAUAUGAAAAAUAUUUUAGAGUAUAUACAUUUUCCUCCAAUUCAUUCUGAGUAGCUAACCCAGAACAAGGAAGUAUUGUGAA